Messenger RNA from Trichoderma citrinoviride, 1539 nucleotides. RefSeq lists its product as hypothetical. The transcript is spliced from 15 exons. NCBI's taxonomy places the organism in Eukaryota, Fungi, Ascomycota, Sordariomycetes, Hypocreales, Hypocreaceae. Bases 1 to 1539 code for a protein of 512 amino acids. The record is from RefSeq and is a predicted model, not a curated record.
AUGAAUGCUGCUCGGACAAAGAAAUCUGCUCUCACAGUUCAGUUUCUGCUCCGAAGAAGGAUUUGGGCGAAGCUAUUCACCCCAGCCGACCCCAUCCUCAGCGAUUUCCUGCGAGAAAUAUGCGGCCCUGGACGAGAGAGAUCCCAAGCUCAGCAGGGCUCGAGAGAAUCGAUUGCCCCUGGCUCUUCAGGGGAAGCCGUAGCAGAAGCGGCCUUGGUCCACCGCGUCUCGUACGAUAUGGACAUGCCCCUAAGCUCAUGUCGAUCAAAGGGCGAUGGUGCUCCGCGAAAGAAGAACCUCGCACAGGCGCUUCUCGGAAGCAGCUGUUCUGAGGUCGGACAGGUCACGCAAGUGUUUGGCAAUGAAAAGACAACUAUCAGCGCCUGGGCAGGUACAAGCUCCCCGAGUGCCGUGCUCGAUGCCUGUACUUGCACGUCCUCAGCGGGCGCUCUGGCAGUCGCGUCUCCUGUUCUUCGUCUUCUCGUCUUCUUCGACCAGGAUCUCAACGACAAAUCGACCAAUGAGAGGGUCAUGUUGGCAGCCCAGACGGCGAUCUUCCCAUGUGAAAAUAUCAGUGGAGUGUUCCCGCAGACUCUCAAAAGCCUCGGCGAUGGAACACAGCCGCCUAGCUGGAGCAUCCAGUCACAUCCUCGAGCACCACACCCUCUCGCGUUUGAUAGCUUCGAUUCGAUAUACAAGCCGACAGGAUCAGUGCCAAGUUACUCGGAAUCCUUUCAAAGGUACCAAGCAUUGAUGCUGCAGAUUACCCGUCUCGAUGCCGCAAGGGGCACUCCGACACGGAGGACGGAGGACAGCGUCCCACUCUCCUGCCGGGCCGCCCGCGCCCAUUGGCCAGGCCGACCGUCGAAUACCUCUACAGAGCACGGCCGUGCCUCGCAGACCUGCUCCGUUUAUGAGCCGCAUGAAGCUUCGGUACCGACUUCACACCGGAUGAUCACCUAUCAUAUUCCUCUGCGUCUGCCACUGCAAGCGCGGACUCCACCGCAGCCUUUGCUACUCGUCACAUGGACUAAUGGAACUCGGGGUUCAAAGAGGAAUAACCUCAUCACCCAGCUCAGCGCUAGGCGUCAUAUUCCUCCAAACGAGGGUAUUGGUACUUGUGACCGUAACAGGCAGAGGCAUGAGGUCAAGUCACCAGGAAAGAGAUUUCACGUUCAGUCGAAGACCAUAUCAAGUGAGCAUCGUCCCACACGAGAGCUCCGUCGCUACUAUACCUGCUACAACCAAAUAUACCUGUACGAGGAGAAACUGCCGGCAUCGCAGCCACCGCGCUUCAGGUCGCUUGGGGUCGAUACUUGUGUCACGAUCGAUGGUCGGAUUCGGGCGAAAAUACAGCCCCCCACGACACGCCCGUUCGUAUAUGCUUCCGGCCGGCCAUUGCUCCAGGGUACGACCAUGAUGGACGACAGGGCAACCAAAAAGGGCAGCCAUAGUGCCAUGGGCAACGGCUGCGCGACUCGCAUGAGCAUCUGCUUUUGCGUGUACAAGGCAUUAGUAAGGGAAUUACAGGAAGACUGA